This is a messenger RNA of Amphibalanus amphitrite, 1056 nucleotides long. RefSeq names its product glutamate receptor 2-like. Gene Ontology annotation, cellular component: membrane. NCBI's taxonomy places the organism in Eukaryota, Metazoa, Arthropoda, Thecostraca, Balanomorpha, Balanidae. The coding region runs from base 1 to 1056 and encodes 351 amino acids. The transcript is spliced from 2 exons. The record is from RefSeq and is a predicted model, not a curated record. Gene Ontology annotation, molecular function: glutamate-gated receptor activity.
AUGCCUUUUAUCUCCGUAGAGCAUCGUCCGGACGGCUCGGUCGCAUACAGCGGGUACCUGAUUCAGCUGUGGCAGAUCGUCGCCGAAGAGCUGGGUCUUCGGUACCGGAUGGUGACCCCGCCCACCGACGGCUACGGCAGUCUAAGUUCCAACGGCACCUGGACUGGCGUGGUGGGAGACCUGGCUUAUGGACGCGCCGACUUGGCGCUGAACAUGCUGACUGUCACGCCUGGUCGGGUCAGCGUUGUGGACUUUCUGGAUAGAACGCCAUUGGCGUCUGAAACACUCGCGUUCAUGGUGCGGCGCGACACGGCGGUGACGCUGCGCCUGUCUCCAGCGAUGUUCGCUGGCCUGCUUCGGCCGCUGGGCGCCGACGUCUGGUGGACGCUGGCCGCCACACUGCUGGCGUUCUCGCUGGUGCUGCGCCUAACGCUGCGGUUCAACAGCGCCAGAGUCGAGGACGGCCGGCAGGUGCGCAACAUGGGCUGGGGCUCGUGUCUGGUCGCCGCAGCAACGAUUAUUUUGCGCCAGGGCUGGGACAGAACGCCGAAGUCGCUGGCCGGUCGCACAGUCACCGCCGUUGGCUGGGUGAUGGGUGUCCUGAUUUACAGCACCUACACCGCCAACCUGGUGUCGAUUCUGACGGAGCCAAGGGUCGACCGACCCAUCAGCAGCGUAAAGGAGUUUGUCCAGCAGCCCGACUGGACGCUGGCAAUGUACACAGGCGUGCAUAAGCUGAACGAGCUGAGAAACAGCUCUGACCCCGACGAACGGGAGCUGUAUCGACGAUCCGUCACCGGCGACCGCUUCGUAGCACUUGAUACUGUAGCAAAAGGCGUGCUGCAAACAAUGGAACCUAGGCUUAUGGCGUUUGCUGACUUUAAGGCUCUCUACCACUUCCUUGCGAUGUUCGCGAGCCUGCUUCGGCCGCUGGGCGCCGACGUCUGGUGGACGCUGGCCGCCGCGCUGCUGGCGCUCUCGCUGGUGCUGCGCCUCUCGCUGCGGUUCAACAGUGCCAGAGCCGAGGACGGCCGGCUGGUGCGCGACAUGGGUUGA